AUGGCAGUAACGGAGGCUAAGACGGCAGCUUUUGCUCGUCUGUAUGAGGAACUAGGGAACAAUGGCGGGGAAAAGAAGUUAUUCCGACUCGCCAAGGUGAGAGAGAGGACGGCUCGGGAUCUGGACCAAGUGAGGUGCAUAAAAGAUGAGGACGGCAUUUUGAUGGGGGAUGACCAGAUUAAGAGGAGAUGGCAAACCUACUUUCAUAAACUUCUAAAUGAAGAAGGGGAUCAGGAUAUUGUACUAGGUGAAUUGAGGAAUGCUGACAACCCCCAUGAAUUAAGUUAUUGUAGGGACAUUGAGGUCGAUGAGGUCAUGGAGGCAAUGCGUAAAAUGAGGAGGGGCAGAGCUACCGGGCCAGACGAGAUUCCGGUUGAACUUUGGAGGUGUGUGGGUAGAGCAGGCUUGGAAUGGCUUACUGGGUUGUUUAAUAUUAUAUUCAAGACUAAUAGGAUGCCUGAAGAGUGGAGGCGGAGUACAAUGGUUCCGUUGUAUAAGAACAAAGUCCCUCUGUUUUCCCGUGGCAAAAUUUGUGUGAAUGGGAAGUUGGUAGAGAUACCUUUUUUGGCGGAAAAUUCUCUGCCCCCUUCUGAAAAGUAUCUGACGGUUGAUUAG
Molecule: messenger RNA, 615 nt
Organism: Nicotiana attenuata
Lineage: Eukaryota; Viridiplantae; Streptophyta; Magnoliopsida; Solanales; Solanaceae
Exons: 2
Coding region: 1-615 (204 amino acids)
Source: RefSeq, a predicted model, not a curated record